Messenger RNA from Cylicostephanus goldi, 270 nucleotides. The record is from the annotation of a GenBank genome assembly. NCBI's taxonomy places the organism in Eukaryota, Metazoa, Nematoda, Chromadorea, Rhabditida, Strongylidae.
AUGAAGACAUCCCAACUGGCGGCAGAGGCAGCGGAAUUGGCGGAAAUCCUUCAACCGCCAACUCGAUCAGAUGCAGUGGCUCGUCAGGCUAAAAUCAUUGAGGCUAUAUGCAACGCAACGGGACGGGAAGUUCCACCGCAAUUCAAAAUGAAAGACAAAUCGGCAGCAAAAAUCAAACUCCCAGAACACAUCCAAGAGACCUUAGAAGGAAUAGCGGAUAAAGAUGAGCCAGGCGAAGGUCGAGUGUUUGUUGCUGUUACUUAUAAUUAA